UCGGCUCGUGAAAUUUGUGGUGACGUUGUUCGACGUGUCAGCUUAAAUAACUGUUCCAGUUGAAUCUGAGAUAUCACUUUUCACUUUGCAUUAAUAAGAAGAAGUGUAUUACUUUGUUGACAAUCAUCUAACAAAAUGCCUGCAUCUCCAAGUGCUACAAAUGUAGGAGCUGGUGGAAGGUCUCCGUCAAAAGCUGUAGCCCCUAGGUCUUCCGCAGGUGGAAGUACUGUUAGACAGAGGAAGACCACCACAACAACCACAGCAAGGCGAAAUACAGGUGCAGGAACUGGGGGCAUGUGGAGAUUUUACACAGAUGACUCCCCUGGAAUUAAAGUAGGUCCAUUCCCAGUAUUAGUAAUGUCGUUGCUGUUCAUUGCUUCCGUGUUCAUGUUACACAUAUGGGGAAAAUAUACAAGGUCUUAAAAUAAUUUAUUAUCAUUCCUACUUCAAAAUAAUUUAAUGCAUUUUCAUUUAUAAAUAUUUUAUAUUGUUAGAUUGUUGUAAUAACUGAACUGUGUAUAAUAUACAUUUUUCAUAUCUAA
Messenger RNA from Anoplophora glabripennis (Asian longhorned beetle), 542 nucleotides. RefSeq names its product protein transport protein Sec61 subunit beta (gene Sec61beta). The transcript is spliced from 3 exons. Gene Ontology annotation, cellular component: Sec61 translocon complex. Gene Ontology annotation, biological process: intracellular protein transport. Lineage: Eukaryota; Metazoa; Arthropoda; Insecta; Coleoptera; Cerambycidae. The coding region runs from base 136 to 423 and encodes 95 amino acids. The record is from RefSeq and is a predicted model, not a curated record.